Molecule: messenger RNA, 2178 nt
Organism: Lathyrus sativus (Indian pea)
Lineage: Eukaryota; Viridiplantae; Streptophyta; Magnoliopsida; Fabales; Fabaceae
Source: the annotation of a GenBank genome assembly
AUGGAAGAAAUACAGUCUCAGUCGGAUAAUUAUAGGUCUUCUUCAUCAUCGGCUAGUAGUCCGGCGAGUAGGGUACCAUCGAGCAACUUUUUCUAUCUGCGUAAACCCGGUUCGCUGAGGCAACCGAUCUCGUUCGAGGAUUCGCCUGAGUGGGAUGAUACUACGGAUGUUGAUGUUAGAGUUGAUGAAGGAGGUGAUUCUAUUAAUGCUGCAACAACGCCGGCUUCACCUUCUCUCUCGAAGCUCAACAGCGGCUCCUUGCCUUCACCGCAUCUACCGGAAGGUGCUGUCAUUCCAAGGAAAAUUGCCGGGGCUUCUGUUGCUUGGAAAGAUUUGACUGUUACUAUAAAGGGAAAAAGAAAGUACUCUGAUAAGGUUAUUAAGAGUUCAACCGGUUAUGCAUUGCCCGGGACAUUGACUGUAAUCAUGGGCCCGGCUAAAUCAGGGAAAUCUACGUUAUUACGCGCCAUUGCAGGAAGAUUGCAUCCUUCAGCUAGGAUGUAUGGCGAAGUGUUUGUGAACGGAGUGAAAUCACAAAUGCCCUAUGGAUCAUAUGGUUAUGUGGAUAGAGAAACCACUCUGAUCGGAUCCCUCACUGUGCGCGAGUUUCUGUACUAUUCAGCCUUGCUGCAACUUCCCGGUUUCUUUUGUCAGAAAAAGAGUGUAGUAGAAGACGCUAUACACGCAAUGUCGUUAGGUGAGCAUGCAAAUAAGCUUAUAGGCGGCCAUUGCUAUAUGAAAGGACUUCCUAGUGGGGAGAGAAGGCUUGUUAGCAUUGCUAGGGAGCUUGUGAUGAGACCACGCAUUUUAUUUCUCGACGAACCUCUUUAUCAUUUGGACAGUGUCUCGGCACUUUUGAUGAUGGUUACAUUGAGGAGACUUGCGAGCACUGGUUGCACUCUUAUCAUAACCAUUUACCAGAGUAGCACGGAAGUUUUUGGUCUUUUCGACCGAAUUUGUCUGCUUUCGAAUGGAAAUACCUUGUUCUUCGGAGAAACGUUAGCUUGCUUGCAGCACUUUUCGAAUGCUGGAUUUCCUUGUCCGAUCAUGCAAAGUCCUUCUGAUCACUUUUUACGCGCAAUUAAUACAGAUUUUGACAGAAUAAUUGCUAUGUGUAAAAACUGGCAGGAUGACAAUGGAGAUUUUUCUUCCGUAAACAUGGACACUGCUGUUGCUAUACGCACACUUGAAGCAACAUAUAAGUCAUCUGCAGAUGCUGCUUCUGUCGAAACAAUGGUUCUGAAACUCACUGAGAAGGAAGGUCCGGCUCUCAAAAGCAAAGGUAAAGCUAGCAAUGCUACUCGGGUAGCGGUCUUAACGUGGCGAUCUUUAUUGGUCGUGUCAAGAGAAUGGAAAUAUUAUUGGCUUCAUCUUAUUCUUUACGUGCUCCUCACACUGUGCAUCGGUACUGCAUUUUCUGGUUUAGGUCAUUCUCUGUCUUCUGUUGGGGGAAGAGUUGCAGCGAUUUUUGUAUUUGUGUCAUUCUGUUCACUUCUAAGCAUCGCCAGGGUACCUGCACUUUUGAAAGAAAUCCAGAUAUAUGCGUGUGAAGAAUCAAACCAACACUCGAGUACAUUUGUAUUUUUACUUGCGCAGCUCUUGUCGAGCAUUCCGUUUCUUUUUCUCAUCUCCAUUACGUCAAGUUUAGUCUUCUACUUCCUAGUCGGGCUAGAAGAUCAGUUCAGCUUGUUAAUGUACUUCGUGCUGAAUUUUUUCGUGACUCUCUUACUUAACGAAGGAAUCAUGCUAGUUGUCGCUACUUUGUGGCAAGAAGUUUUCUGGAGUGUCUUGACACUCUUAUGCAUACACGUGGUCAUGAUGCUCUCAGCCGGCUAUUUCAGAAUUCGAAGUACAUUGCCAGGACCAAUGUGGAUGUAUCCAAUGUCCUAUAUAGCCUUUCAUACAUACUCAAUUCAGGGGCUAUUGGAGAACGAGUAUUUAGGCACAUCCUUUGCGGUUGGGCAGGUAAGGUCGAUAUCUGGUUAUCAAGCUCUACAAAGCGCGUACAAUAUCUCCCCCGACGCUAACUCGAAAUGGAAAAAUCUGUUGGUUUUGUUUCUGAUGGCAAUAGGUUAUCGAAUUUUUGUGUUUAUUUUAUUAUUUUUGUUCAUAGGGAGAAAAAUAUCUCUGCUUAAAAGUUUCAAGUGUAGCAAUAGGGAUACAACAGAUACAAGUUGA